GUUAACUCCUGGUGCCCCCCAGCCUGGGCACAACCACCCUGGUAGUCCAGGGGCCAGCCCACUGAGCUGGCAUAUCAGCUGGUGGCCCCGCUGGACUCGGCCCUAGGGAACGGCGGCGAUGGGAGCGCCCCGGAUCUCGCACAGCCUUGCCUUGCUCCUCUGCUGCUCCGUGCUCAGCUCCGUCUACGCACUGGUGGAUGCCGAUGAUGUCAUAACUAAGGAGGAGCAGAUCAUCCUUCUGCGCAAUGCCCAGGCCCAGUGUGAGCAGCGACUGAAAGAGGUCCUCAGGGUCCCUGAACUUGCUGAAUCUGCCAAAGACUGGACGUCAAGGUCCGCAAAGACAAAGAAGGAGAAACCUGCAGAAAAGCUUUAUUCCCAGGCAGAGGAAUCCGGGGAAGUUUCUGACAGGAGCCGGCUGCAGGGUAGGUACCAUCCCCACAGGCCAUGGUCCGAGGGGGGCCCCGGGGCACCAGGGGCCUGAUUUCCGAUACUCUGCCACUUUGUGGGCUUCUCUGGGCACCUAAUUGUAACCCGAUCUGUGAUGGGAGAAAGCAAAGACAUAAGAUAAUAUGGAGUAGUGGAGAGAGCUCAGGGCUGAGUCAGAACGCCUGGCCAUUACAUUUGCUUUGUGACCUCGGACAAAUUCUUUCCCUCCUUUGGGUCUUUAUUUACCCCUUUGUAAAAUGAGGGGUUGGGACUAUAUCUUUUAAGGUCUAAAGUCCUAAAAUGGAUAAUUCCUAUUUUCCUGAGCUUGCUUUUAAAAAAGGUGAACAAGAGGACAACUAGGUG
This is a messenger RNA of Gracilinanus agilis (Agile Gracile Mouse Opossum), 789 nucleotides long. It is a transcript of the gene PTH1R, whose product is annotated as parathyroid hormone 1 receptor. Bases 119 to 481 code for a protein of 120 amino acids. The record is from RefSeq and is a predicted model, not a curated record. Lineage: Eukaryota; Metazoa; Chordata; Mammalia; Didelphimorphia; Didelphidae. The transcript has 4 exons.